Messenger RNA from Ectocarpus sp. CCAP 1310/34, 258 nucleotides. The record is from the annotation of a GenBank genome assembly. NCBI's taxonomy places the organism in Eukaryota, Phaeophyceae, Ectocarpales, Ectocarpaceae.
AUGUCGGACACCCCUGAGGGACUGCAACUGCAAAUUGACGCGGCGAAGAAGUUUACUGAUAAGUGGAGAUUGUCUGCCAACGUUCAGAAGAGUGCCGUCAUGGUAUGCAACGAGAACAAGGAGGAACCAGUAGAACAUAGAUGGAAGUGGGGGAUCGAGGAGAUUGCAGUAGUGGACCAGUACACAUACCUCGGAGUAGAGAUCGCAAAAGACUGCUCGUGGAAUGCACACAUAACAACAUAUUCGCCUGAUUGGAAA